This is a messenger RNA of Pipistrellus kuhlii (Kuhl's pipistrelle), 2659 nucleotides long. It is a transcript of the gene RTKN, whose product is annotated as rhotekin. The record is from RefSeq and is a predicted model, not a curated record. Lineage: Eukaryota; Metazoa; Chordata; Mammalia; Chiroptera; Vespertilionidae. The transcript is spliced from 14 exons. Gene Ontology annotation, cellular component: actomyosin contractile ring. Bases 327 to 2309 code for a protein of 660 amino acids. Gene Ontology annotation, biological process: mitotic cytokinesis; signal transduction; septin ring organization.
CGGAAGGCACUGUGCAGGGCUCCGGGGUGCAGGGCGCUCGGGCGGACAGGCUGUGGGGCCAGGCCGGCUCGGGAGGGCUGAACCAGGGCUGCGGGGGCGCCCCGGAACCGGCCCCUCCGCACGGGCCACCGGCGGGGGCGGGAGAGGAGGGGGGCCGCGCCCUGCCGGGCCAGGUAGCGUCUCCGGGGCGGAGUUUGGGAACCGGCCGCGGAGCUUCCCGGCGGGACCGGCGGGCGGGCGGGCGUGGAGGGACAGAGGCCGCGGAGACCGGGUGGAGAGGGGGCGCGGGGGGCGCACCGGACGGGCCAGCGCGCCGGGCCGCCAGCAUGUUCUCCCGCAACCACCGGAGCCGGGUCACCGUGGCCCGGGGCUCGGCCUUGGAGAUGGAGUUCAAACGCGGCCGCUUCCGACUCAGCGUCUUCAGCGACCCGCCCGAGCUCCCGCCAGGGCCCCGGGGCAGCGGUAGGCAAGAGAGGUUUGUCCCAGCAGCAGAGGGGUCUGACAGGAGUGCAGAGGGACACGGAGUGCCCUCCACCCUCUGUCCCAAGAGCUGCCCAGGGGAGCAGUGGGAGGAGGAGUUGCGGGGCAACGUGGUGCCUGCCGGCCCCUUCCACCUGGAGGGGUUGACACGGGAAGGGGCGCUAGGGGGCACAGAGAUGCAGGACAGAUUGCACAUCCUGGAGGACCUGAAUAUGCUCUACAUUCGGCAGAUGGCGCUCAGCCUGGAGGACACCGAGUUGCAGAGAAAGCUGGACCACGAGAUCCGCAUGAGGGAAGGGGCCUGCAAGCUGCUGGCAGCCUGCUCCCAGCGGGAGCAGACCCUGGAGGCCACCAAGAGCCUGCUGGUGUGCAACAGCCGCAUCCUCAGCUACAUGGGCGAGCUGCAGCGGCGCAAGGAGGCGCAGGUGCUGGGGAAGAGCGGCCGGGGGCCUUCUGACGGCGGCCGGCUGCUGGCUGAGCGCUCCCCCUGCCGAGGCCGCGUCUGCAUCUCUGACCUCCGGAUCCCGCUCAUGUGGAAGGACACAGAGUAUUUCAAGAACAAAGGCGACCUGCACCGCUGGGCCGUGUUCCUGCUGCUGCAGCUGGGGGAGGACAUUCAGGACACAGAGAUGAUCCUGGUGGACAGGACCCUCACGGACAUCACCUUUCAGAACCAUCUGAUCUUCACCGAGGCAGGGCCGGACUUCAGGCUGCGGCUGGAGCUGUACGGGGCCUGCCUGGAGGAGGACGGGGCCCUGGCCGGGGCCCCCAGGAGGCUCGCCACCAAACUCAGCAGCUCCCUGGGCCGCUCCUCUGGGAGGCGCGUCAGGGCGUCGCUGGAGAGCGCGGGGGGCUCGGCGAGCAGCCCGGUCCUGCUCCCCACCCCAGCUGUGGGGGGUCCCCGCUACCACCUCCUGGCUCACACCACGCUCACCCUGGCCGCAGUGCAAGAUGGGUUCCGCACACAUGACCUCACUCUCGCCAGCCACGAGGAGCACCCUGCCUGGCUGCCCCUCUAUGGCAGUGUGUGUUGCCGCCUGGUGGCUCAGCCGCUCUGCAUGACGCAGCCUACUGCCAGUGGCUCCCUCAGGGUGCAGCAAGCUGGGGAGCGGCAGGACUGGGCGCGAGUGCACGGAGUCCUGAAAGGCACGAACCUCCUCUGUUACCGGCAGCCUGAGGAUGCAGAUGCGGGGAAAGAGCCGCUGUUUACUAUCGCCAUCAACAAGGACACUCGAGUCCAGGCAGGGGAACUGGACCAGACCACAGGCCGGCCCUUCACUCUGAGCAUCAGUAACCGAUAUGGGGAGGACAAGGUGACACACACCCUUCAGGCAGAGAGCCGGGGAGCCCUGCAGAGCUGGAUGGAAGCUCUGUGGCAGCUGUUCUUCGACAUGAGCCAGUGGAAGCAGUGCUGUGAUGAAAUCAUGAAAAUUGAAACCCCGGCUCCCCGGAAACCCCCCCAGGCACUGGCCAAGCAGCGGUCCCUGUACCAUGAGAUGGCUAUUGAGCCUCUGGAUGACAUCGCCGCAGUGACAGACAUCCUGGCCCAGCGGGAGGGCGUGAGGCUGGAGACGACCCCACCCUGGCUAGCCAUGUUUGCAGACCAGCCUGCCCUGCCUCGCCCCUGCUCGCCUGCCUCAGUGGCCCCAGCUCGGACCCACCCCCCGUCCUGGGGACGCCCCAGAACAUUCUCCCUGGACGCUGUGCCCCCAGACCACUCCGCUGAGGCCCCCCGCUUGGUUGCCCCUCUCCCCCCGCACCGAUCCCCACGUUCUAGAGGCCUCGGCCGCAAAGGCUCCCCCCGCACGUGGCUCCAGUCCCCGGUGUGAGAACGGUGCUGGCAACGGGAUCUGGCCAGGAGAGGAGAGGACCCGUGCGCACUGGGCCCUGGAGGCGGUGCCGUCUGCAGCAGGCUGGCCGGCGUGGCCUCCCUUCCUCAGCUGGACUGGGGGUAGGUUGGGAUGGGGAGCAGAGGCCCCUCUUAAGCUAUGGUUGUCAUGGUGCUGAGGGACUCAUUCCCGGGGCUGGCUGGGACCCCCUGAAUCCUUCCUGGGAGAAAACUGGAACCAACCCUGCCCUACCUCCUGCACUAACCAGCUUUGAGGAUGGCACUGGAGAGCGCUGGGAAGGAACACGCCUUCCUUGUGACUCCAUCAAGCAUUAAAAUUAUUUAACAGCA